Tachyglossus aculeatus (Australian echidna) is the source of this 1433-nucleotide messenger RNA. It is a transcript of the gene STK17B, whose product is annotated as serine/threonine kinase 17b. Gene Ontology annotation, cellular component: nucleus. The transcript has 8 exons. NCBI's taxonomy places the organism in Eukaryota, Metazoa, Chordata, Mammalia, Monotremata, Tachyglossidae. The coding region runs from base 106 to 1248 and encodes 380 amino acids. The record is from RefSeq and is a predicted model, not a curated record. Gene Ontology annotation, biological process: intracellular signal transduction; protein phosphorylation; positive regulation of apoptotic process. Gene Ontology annotation, molecular function: protein serine/threonine kinase activity; ATP binding.
GCCGGCGGCCUGCUGCAAAACCCGGAACGGACUCCGCGCACGCUCCGCCGGUAAGGGCGUCUCUUUGGGUGUCUCCGACCAGGUGGAAAUCCGCGAGGGAUCAUCAUGUCCAGGAGGAAACUUUCGGACUGCAGGAGCCUCUUGCCCCUGACGGCCGCCCAGACGCCCAUCAGGGCGGACGACUUCCUCGCCUCCUACACGCUGACGUCCAGAGAGUUGGGCCGCGGGAAAUUCGCCGUGGUCCGCCAGUGCGUCUCCAAGUCCACAUCCCGGGAAUACGCGGCCAAAUUCCUGAAGAAGAGGAGGCGAGGCCGGGAUUGCCGGGCCGAGAUCGUCCAUGAAAUCGCCGUGCUGGACCUCACCAAGGCCAGCCCCCGCGUCAUCACCCUCCACGAAGUCUACGAGACGGACCGCGACAUCAUCCUGGUGCUGGAGUACGCCGCCGGGGGGGAAAUCUUCAACCUGUGCUUCCCGGAGGUGGCGGUCCCGGAGCAGGAUGUGAUCAGGCUGGUCCGGCAAAUCCUGGAAGGCCUCUGUUACCUGCACCAGAAUGGCAUCGCGCACCUGGAUCUGAAGCCCCAGAACAUCUUGCUGAGCGCCCUCCAGCCCCUGGGCGACGUGAAGCUGGUGGAUUUCGGCCUCUCUCGGAAGCUGGACGGCCCCUUGGAGCUGCGGGAGAUCCUGGGGACCCCGGAAUAUUUGGCUCCAGAAGUCGUGAACUACGAUCCCAUUACCACGGCCACGGACAUGUGGAAUAUCGGCGUCAUCGCUUAUAUGCUGUUGGCGCAUUCGUCUCCCUUCGUGGGGGAAGAUAAUCAGGAGACGUUCCUCAAUAUCUCCCAAGUGAACGUGGAUUAUUCCGAGCCGGCUUUCUCCUCCGUUUCCCACCUGGCCCGAGACUUCAUCCGGACCCUUUUAGUCAAAAACCCAGAGGAAAGGCCGACGGCGAGCUCGUGCCUCUCGCACCCGUGGCUCCAGCAGCGGGCCUCCGCUCCCUCGGCUCAUCCCGCGGACGCCUCCUCCUCCUCCUCGUCGUCGUCGUCCUCCGCUCCUCAGGCCCAGGACCCUCCGGCCAAGUGCCCCGAGGACAAACCCACCAAGCCCACCUGUGCCAACCCCUGCGGAGCCCGGGAAGACAAGGAGAACAUUCCGGAAGGGAGGAAGACGAAGAUGCCCAAGCGUUUCCGCUUCGACGCGGCCGCCGCGUUGCGCUCCCCCCCGGAACUGGUGUCCGAUAUGAUCUGUUAGGCCUUGCUGCUCGAGCCGGCGGCCGGGAGACCGUCGAGGGGACGGGCCUUCCACGUGGACCCCCGGGAUCCCCUCGGCCUUCCCGCCUCCGUCCUCUCCUCACGUCCAGGAGGCUGAAGGAAUUCUGGGGUGGGCAGUCGGAGCGAACCAAAUAAAGCCCGUCGGCGCCUGGCAUCGGGCCGCCC